Messenger RNA from Entrophospora candida, 351 nucleotides. The record is from the annotation of a GenBank genome assembly. Lineage: Eukaryota; Fungi; Glomeromycota; Glomeromycetes; Entrophosporales; Entrophosporaceae.
AUGGAUCAUUCUUCUCAAAAACGGCAUAUUUCAGAGGAUCAUUUGAACGAUGAACAAAAUCAACAAACUCUAAAUAACUCUGAAACACGUUCUAAAAGGCCCAAGAUUACAUUACCACCACCAAUGAAUAUUUCACAAACACCACAAUUUGAAAACAUCGGUUCAUGGAAUUUACCUCCAUUAACAUCAUUAUCUACAUUGAAUCCUAAAAAUCCUAUUGUGUUUGAUCAAUCAUCAAUACCAACACCACAAAGCAAUCAACAAAAUCAACAACACCAAUCAUCUUUAUUAAGAUAUGAAUUGCCACCUCUUGAAUCCUUAGGAGUAUCGAGGUUACAAACAACAGCAACU